AUGGCGGACUCGGAAUUUGGAGACGAGUCCGAAUAUGGUCCAUCCUCUGUCAGGACAGUUAUCAUGGACGCGGUCCUCGCGCCGUUCCGCGUGCUGGUAUCCAAGUCCGCCUUACGGCUAUACCUGAACACGCUGCUGUUCAUGGGCGCUGCAGCGCUGCUAAUAGGUAUCUCCGCAAUUGCAUAUGGGGUCUUCUAUUUAAAGUUCAUUCCUACGGUCGGAUUACAGCGUGAAGUCCAUCUACAAUUCGGUAAUGGCAAUCCCUGGGGCACGGCGAACUUCGACUCAGAAUUUGUGGCUCUCCAACCCUACGAUGUAUCCGUGACGCUCGAGCUUCCACGCACACCCUCAAAUCUCGAUACAGGCAACUUCAUGCUUGACCUCACCCUCUUUUCCUCCCGGCCUGCAUCGUCCCUCCUCCCCGGUCCGAAUAAUGCCCCCAUCUCGCAGGCCCGCCGCCCUGCUAUCAUGACUUAUGCUUCACCCCUGGUGGAUGUUGCCCGGAGAGUGACGCGGAUGCCGCUCUAUGUUGUUGGCUGGCGCCGGGAGUCGGAGACGCUGGAGGUCCCGAUGAUGGAGCUGCUCGAGUUUUCAAAAGGGGCACGCAAUUUACCGCAGAGUCUGCGGCUGGAGAUUCAAAGUGACUCGAAGAUGCAGGUUUAUACAGCUACGGUGGAAUUCCGUGCUAGGCUUACCGGGCUUAGAUGGCUGAUGUAUCGCUGGAAAAUUACUUCUUUUGUUAUUUUCAGCUCUUUAUUCUGGUCUGUCUCUAUGCUCUCUGCUAGCUUGACUUGGCUGGCGAUGACUUGGGUUUUGGGGACUAUGCCUAAGAAAGAAAUCAAGGAGGAGCCCCUGGACUCUAUUAAAGAAGAGUCUGAGGGCGAGGAUACUUCUGAUGAAUCUUCUGAGGUCAAAAAGGAGGAACAGGAAGGGAGGUUGCUUUCUAGCUAUCCAGCCCAGGGCGAUGAAGCCGGCACAGGCUCUGGACUAGAAAGCGCAGAAGCUCGUGGAUGGAAUGACAUGUGGAUCAUUUGGGCCGAUUGCGACAACGCAAAGCGGGGGGAACUUUCUUCCCCUCCAUUCUUCAUAUCUCAACCAACUCCGCCCAUAAUGCAUAUCUUGGUCACCAACGAUGACGGUCCUCCGUCAAACCAGUCAUCGCCCUAUGUCCAUUCGCUCGUCCAAUCGCUCCAGUCCGCCGGCCACACAGUCUCGGUUAUUCUCCCGCACCAGCAGCGAUCAUGGAUCGGUAAAGCGCACAUCGUAGGCGCAUCCGUCAAACCUACCUAUUUCCGACCUGGCACGCUCCACCAAGAAGACGGGACAACACACCAUCUACCCCGGGGCAGUGAUGGUGAACCGGACGAUGGCGAAGGUGACGAAUGGAUUCUGAUCGACUCGACUCCCGCGAGCUGUGUCCAGAUCGGUCUAUAUCACUACUUCAAGGAACGUGGCCCUAUCGAUGUCAUUGUAUCCGGUCCGAACUAUGGUCGCAACACAACCGCACUGUUCGCAUUGUCGAGUGGAACCAUUGGCGCAGCGUUGGAAGGUGCAUGCUGUGGUACGCGCUCAAUUGCUCUAUCGUAUGCUUUCAGCUCUCGGAACCAUGACCCUGUGAUUAUCGCCGAGGCAUCGGGACAUUCAGUCAAGGUGAUUGAGCAUCUUUGCGCGAACUGGGCAGACGGGGUGCACCUCUACAGCGUCAACGUUCCCCUCGAACCCGGCGUUAGUGAGAAUAAGGUCCUAUAUACCGAUAUGCUGCAGAAUACGUGGACAUCUGGGAGUUGCUUCCAGGCUGUCGACCCCACCUCCGCAGACGACCCUGCCUUGCAAGAACAGCAGCUGCGCGACCAAGGCGAAGUGUCAGGAAAGAAGCCGGAUCAGACUGUUGAUAGCAGCGAGAAGUCAUCCUACGGGCCCCGAUUUCAACACAAGCAUUUCAAGUGGGCGCCGAGCUUCCAGGACGUUUACCGAAGCGUGGAGGAAAGUGAGCCUGGCAAUGAUGGCUGGACCGUUAAGGAGCAAAUGACUAGCGUCACACCUCUCAGGGCCAACUUCAUGCCCGCGCCCGGUAUUUCGGGGGAGAUCAAGCUAUCGGCCAAUCAGCCCUCGUUGUAUUCCUUCGUCGACUGCGAUGACUCCUACGUGCAAGAAAUGGUUGAGCGGGCAUUGACCCGUCGCCUGGGAAGCGCCUCCAAGCGUGUGUCUUCUAUCUCCGAACUACCUGACUCUUCCGCACCACUCUUCCAGUACCGCGAGUAUGAGCGCCUCGACUUCGAGCAUAUCAUGUCCAGGCCCUCGACGUCUCUUUCAAGUGCAUACAUCAUCCGCAAAGCUUUGAUUCGCAAGCACUAUCUCUCAAAUACAGUGUCCAAUUGGAUUUCAAAGCACCCAGAUAGCAUUCUACGACACCACUUCAAGCCCGCCUUCGAUUUCGAACUCGACUAUGCUGAAUUCCUCGACGAUGCCCUGCUGGAAGCAUACGAACUGAACGAAAGCCUAGCCAAGAACAAAGAGCGACCAGACUCCGAGAAGGAAUGGUGGAUCCUCAAGCCCGGCAUGAGCGAUCGAGGCCAAGGAAUCCGCAUCUUCAACAGCGAAGACCAGCUGCGCGAGAUCUUUGAGGAGUGGGAAGAAGACUCAGACGAUGAGAGUGGAUCUGAGGCAAACGACGACGACGACGACGAUGGCGACGACGCUGAAGCCAACGUCGGCGCCGCCCUGGACACAGGCAUCGUCACCUCACAGCUGCGCCACUUCCUCGCACAGCCCUACAUCGACCCUCCCCUUCUCCUCCCAUCGUCCUCGAACCGCAAAUUCCACAUCCGCACCUACGUGCUCGCCUCAGGUUCACUCAAAGUCUACGUCUUCAAGGAGAUGCUCGCACUCUUCGCUGCUAAGACUUACUGUGCCCCGCAUGAAGAAGAUGAAGUCGCUGAUCUCGCGCGUCAUCUGACCAACACCUGUUUCCAGGAAGGCGGCAGCUCGAACAAAGAGAGUGUGCGCCGCUUCUGGGACCUUGACCACCACGUCCCCGGUCUCAGUGCAGACUGGAAGGAGAAGAUCUUUGAGCAGAUCUGCGCGGUGACGGGUGAGGUGUUUGAAGCUGCGGCCCGGGGUAUGAUGGUUCAUUUCCAGACUUUGCCUAAUGCGUUUGAGUUGUUUGGUGUUGAUUUCCUCGUUGAUGCCAAUGGGGAUGUGUGGCUACUGGAGCUCAACGCUUACCCGGAUUUCGCGCAGACUGGUGAGGAUCUGAAGGAGGCCGUUGUUGGGCGCUUGUUUGAGGAGGUGGUUGAUGUUGCUGUCAAGCCUUUCUUUGGUCUGGGUGAUGGAGCUGGCACUGAUGAUAUGAAACUGGUUGCUGAUAUUGAUCUCGGAAGAAAUGCUUAG
Penicillium vulpinum is the source of this 3390-nucleotide messenger RNA. RefSeq names its product Survival protein SurE-like phosphatase/nucleotidase. Gene Ontology annotation, molecular function: ATP binding; metal ion binding; hydrolase activity. The transcript has 8 exons. Gene Ontology annotation, cellular component: P-body. Lineage: Eukaryota; Fungi; Ascomycota; Eurotiomycetes; Eurotiales; Aspergillaceae. Bases 1 to 3390 code for a protein of 1129 amino acids. Gene Ontology annotation, biological process: lipid storage; protein modification process. The record is from RefSeq and is a predicted model, not a curated record.